AUGGCAACUACACAACAACAUAUGACUGACAUUAAUGUCAAAAUCUUGCUUCAUGCUUUCUCCACACUGCAACUAAGAUUUGAGCGUGAUGGGAUGCGGGCGAUACUAGAGUCUUAUGACAGCGAGUUGGCCCCCACCGAGUAUUCACCUCAACUCAGCAAACGGCUCAAAGAGGCCGAGGAAAUGCUGCAAAAGACGCAAAAUCACAAUGCGGAGAUGGAGGUCCAGCUCUCUAAAGCACAAGAAGAGACGGGGACACUCAAACUGCAGCUGCAAGCGGUGGAGUUAGAGCUGGAGUCUGUAAAGAAGCAGCAGGCCUCUGCAGGUGACCGCAGCUCUUUACUGACCAAAGAGGAGGUCAGCAUACUCAGACAAAAAAUUGAAGAUUUAGAGGCAGAGCGGCAACGUAUGGAGGAGCAGAACAACAUUCUGGAGAUGAGACUGGAGAGACACAACCUGCAGUGGAAAAGGCUCGUCCUGACUCGGCACAGCGGUCUAGCCGACACUUUAGGCCCCUGUCUCUGGAUGAAUCUGAGGAAACACGCAGCCAACGACGACGCUCGUUUCCAGGAAGACCUGCUGAACAUCGCCCGCACCACGCUGUCCUCCAAACUGCUGACUCACCACAAAGACCACUUCUCCCACCUGGCCGUCAAAGCUGUCAUGAGGCUGAAGGGUUCCGGGAACCUGGAGGCCAUCCACGUCAUCAAGAAGCUGGGCGGCAGCCUCACCGACUCGUACCUGGACGAAGGUUUCCUGCUGGACAAGAAGAUCGGCGUGAACCAACCCAAGAGGCUGGAGAAUGUGAACAUCCUGAUCGCCAACACCGGAAUGGACACUGACAAGAUCAAGAUUUUCGGCUCCAGGGUUCGCGUCGACUCGAUGGCGAAGGUCGCGGAGAUUGAACUUGCGGAGAAAGAGAAGAUGAAGGAGAAGGUCGACCGGAUCCUCAAGCACGGGAUCAACUGCUUCAUCAACAGACAGUUGAUCUAUAAUUACCCAGAGCAGCUCUUCGCUCAGGCCGGCGUCAUGGCCAUCGAGCACGCUGACUUUGCCGGCGUGGAGCGCCUCGCGCUGGUCACUGGCGGAGAGAUCACCUCCACCUUCGACCACCCCGAGCUGGUGAAGCUCGGACACUGCAAACUGAUCGAGGAGGUGAUGAUCGGAGAGGACCUGCUCAUCCACUUCUCUGGAGUCGACAUGGGUGAGGCGUGCACCAUUGUCCUGCGUGGAGCGACUCAGCAGAUCGUGGACGAAGCGGAGCGCUCGCUACACGACGCCCUGUGCGUGUUGGCUCAGACUGUGAAGGAGCCUCGCACUGUCUACGGAGGAGGCUGCUCUGAGAUGCUGAUGGCGAAGGUGGUGACCGAUCUGGCCAACAAGACACCAGGGAAGGAGGCGGUCGCCAUGGAGUCGUUCGCCAAAGCUCUGAGGAUGCUGCCGACCAUCAUUGCCGACAACGCCGGCUAUGACAGCGCCGACCUGGUGGCCCAGUUGAGAGCUGCACACCAGGAGAACAAGACCACGUCUGGACUGAACAUGUCUGAGGGCACUGUGGGCGACAUGGCCGAGAUGGGCAUCACCGAGUCGUUCCAGGUGAAGCGCCAGGUGCUGCUAAGUGCAUCCGAGGCCGCCGAGAUGAUCCUGAGGGUCGACGACAUCAUCAAAGCUGCGCCCAGGAAGAGAGUUCCGGACCAUCACCCCUGCUAGAGGAUGAAGAAGAAGAAGAGGGGGAGGAGCUUCAGUUUUGUUAUUUAUCACCUCUGUAGUUCAAAUUAAACAAACGCUCCGCUGGUUUAUUUUUGUGUUUUCUCCGUUGUCAAAACUCACUGUGGAAGCACUGAUGCUACAUCAAGCUCCCGGUGCCGCGAACGUCUGAGGCUUCUGCUCAAGCUAGCGGGACAAAUUGCUAACGGCGAUAAUGUGUAGGUCAGUACGGUUUGUGAUGCUAACGUUAGCAGGUGUUGUGUUAGCACAGGAAGUUGGGACUGUUUUUGUUUACUGAAAUAAAUGAACCAAUUGUCAUCA
Solea senegalensis (Senegalese sole) is the source of this 2028-nucleotide messenger RNA. Its product is annotated as T-complex protein 1 subunit beta-like. The coding region runs from base 1 to 1710 and encodes 569 amino acids. NCBI's taxonomy places the organism in Eukaryota, Metazoa, Chordata, Actinopteri, Pleuronectiformes, Soleidae. Gene Ontology annotation, molecular function: ATP binding; ATP-dependent protein folding chaperone; ATP hydrolysis activity. Gene Ontology annotation, cellular component: chaperonin-containing T-complex; cytosol. The record is from RefSeq and is a predicted model, not a curated record. Gene Ontology annotation, biological process: protein folding; mitotic spindle assembly checkpoint signaling. The transcript is spliced from 16 exons.